This is a messenger RNA of Saccostrea cuccullata (small rock oyster), 1365 nucleotides long. RefSeq lists its product as uncharacterized. The transcript has 2 exons. Lineage: Eukaryota; Metazoa; Mollusca; Bivalvia; Ostreida; Ostreidae. Gene Ontology annotation, molecular function: nucleotide binding; DNA-directed DNA polymerase activity; DNA binding. Gene Ontology annotation, biological process: DNA replication. The record is from RefSeq and is a predicted model, not a curated record. Bases 1 to 1365 code for a protein of 454 amino acids.
AUGACCAAACGACGGGAAAGAGAACUGAAAGCACUGGGUUAUGAUCUGGUCGUUAUAUGGGAGCACGACUUUGACUAUCAGUUAAAGAAAAAUCCGGCAUUAAGACAAUUCGUCUCAACCUUAGAUAUUCAGGAUAGAUUAGAUCCACGGGACAGUUUUUUCGGUGGACGGACAAAUGCUGUGAAGUUACAUUAUAAAGCCACUGAGAAUGAAACCAUCCAAUAUUACGAUUUCACGAGUCUCUAUCCUUGGACGAAUAAGUAUUGCAAAUACCCCGUCGGUCACCCGACCAUCAUCACGGAGGAUUUUAAAGACUUGUCUGAAUAUUUCGGAGUGGCAAAGGUGACCAUACUACCACCCCGUGGAUUGUACCACGCCUGUCUCCCGUAUUUAUCCAAUCAAAAACUAAAAUUUCCUCUGUGUAAAAAAUGUGCUGACACUGAAAAUCAAAAUGAAUGUCAUUGUUCGAUACAUGAAAGAUGUAUUACGGGUACGUGGUGUACACCAGAAAUCCAAAUGGCAAUUUCAAAGGGAUAUCAAAUCUUAAAAAUAUACGAAGUUUAUCAUUUUGAGCAGUCAUCCCAAUAUGACAGAGUAUCAGGCACGGGGGGUCUCUUUACUCAAUAUGUAAAUACAUUCUUAAAAAUCAAACAAGAGGCCUCGGGCUUUCCUACUGAGUGCAAAUCGGAGGAGGCAAAACUAGAAUACAUUAGAGAAUACCAAGAAAAAGAAGGGAUCAGGUUAGAAUACCAUAAAAUUCAGAAAAACCCCGGUUUGCGGUGUCUAGCCAAAUUGUGUCUAAACAGCUUCUGGGGAAAAUUUGGUCAAAGGUUAAAUAUGAAGCAAUCCAUGUUUAUUCAUGAAAGUGAAGACGAGGUCUUAUUCCGCAUUUUAUCUGAUCCAACAAAAAUCCCGGACAAUUUUCACAUUGUAUCAAAGGACACAGUACAAUUAGAAUGGAAUGAACACCCUCUGUUUACACCCUUUGAUCGAAAAACCAACAUAUUUUUGGCUUCAUUUACCACAAUGUGGGCUCGUCUAAAGUUGUAUAGCGUGUUGAAUGUGUUAGGUGAUAGGGUAUUGUACUUUGAUACGGAUAGUGUCAUUUUCAAAACCCACGAUUCAGAUGACUUGAGUUAUCUCCCUAUCGGAAAUUAUUUGGGUGAAAUGACGAAUGAAAUCGAUCCUAAAGACGGCCACAUUAUCGAAUUUGUAUCCGGAGGCCCCAAAAAUUACGCUUAUCGCACCUUUUCUGGUAAAGAGGAAUGCAAAGUUCGGGGUUUUACUUUGAAUUGGAUGAACUCAAAAUUGAUCAACUUUGAGGCCAUAAAAGACAUCAUUUACACCUUACCAUUUGGAUUUUAA